Colossoma macropomum (tambaqui) is the source of this 2910-nucleotide messenger RNA. It is a transcript of the gene etaa1, whose product is annotated as ETAA1 activator of ATR kinase. Bases 164 to 2605 code for a protein of 813 amino acids. The transcript is spliced from 6 exons. Lineage: Eukaryota; Metazoa; Chordata; Actinopteri; Characiformes; Serrasalmidae. The record is from RefSeq and is a predicted model, not a curated record.
UGGCGGCUAGCUUGAAUUCGUAAACAAACCAAACCGGCCAACUCGGGGCAAAAAAUACGGGAUAACGUCCGAAAUUCCGGAGUUAAGUCGCACAAAUAACAUUGUUUGGGCUGUGCGACUCUUUGUAAACAUGCCACGCGGAUGUGGUUAGUGUUCAAACAGGAUGAACGGCGGAAAGAAGAAGGGUUUUUGCUCCAGCCCGGAGGAGGAAAGAAGGGAAGGCGAUCAAAACAGGGAGAUUUCAAAAAUUGUCCAGAGCAAAUCGAAAAUAAACAGACUGAGGAGAAGCCCGAGAGCCAGCCAGCCUCAGCCACGACAUCAGGCAGAUUUCAAAACACCCACCCGUCUGCCCACCCGUCUGCCAAGGGGCAGAUUUAGAAGCUCGAAUAACGACGAGUCUCCAAACAAUGAUUCUGAAUUUCAACAUGACAUCGUCUGGGAUCCAGACUCUCCAGUGACUCCUAAUAGAAACGGACGAGGCCGGAGGAGAGCUACAAACGUCAGACUGGUGGACAUAUCAGAAAUCGUCAACCGGAUAGCUCCGAAGAGUCGGAGACCUGAAGAGGCAGAGUCUUCUUUGCUGCAGUGGAUUGGGGACAGUGCCAUUCCAUGCACUCCAGAAGUUCAAGAGCCCAGGACCAAGCCUAAAUCAGCAAGACCAAACGUUGUGGAUGACCUGCUGAAGCUGGCGAAGCAGUUUGACUUCAAUAUGAUCCGGCAGGAUGAAUCUCAUUUCCAGACCAGACAGCAGAGCUCUGAGGAAGCAAUGGACGAGGACCAGGAGCUGUUUUAUGAUGAGAAUCACCCACCAGCUCCACCGCAGAACGACUCUGAAGCUGAGAGAGCACUGCAGGAGUUGGAGGAGGCUGAAACAAGUGGUGGUGGUGAUCCUAUGGAUGAUGUGGCACUUGGGCAAGAAAUGGACGACGAUCUGGACUUGCUUUUUGAUGGUUCAACACAGCAAAUCAGUGGUUGUCUCAGCCAGGGUUGGAGUGGCCGUUCUCAGGAUAGGCCUGAAAUCACCCAGGGUACAGCAGCUCCCAGUGGAAACUGCACUAGUGCUACUAAUGUGCCUGCUGUCACAGCAGCGCUGUGCAGUAGCAGCAGUCGUCAAAGUCUUGCGGCCGGAGUGGGCGGUGCCUCCGAACCAGGUAUUGCUAGUGUGUCUGCAAAACUCGGCAACAGCAGGCAGGUUUGCAGUGCUAACGAUUUUGAAGACGACUGGAGUAAUGAUGACUUAUUAGAUGAUUCACUGGUGUUUGACAUGACCCAAAACCCACAGCUCUUCUCUGCGCCUCAGCAUAGCUCCACCCAGAAACAAGUGAACAAAAAAGAAGGCGGCAGUUUCACCAACAACAUGAAUGGCACUUACCAUCACCAGCAAGCUGGCAAUGAAGAAAGGUCUGGUACAUUACAAGAGAUGAUAACAUUACAAGAGUCAAACCAGAAGCUCAGGAGCAGGCAGACCUUUCAGCUGGACCAUAAUCUUGGUCACCAAUGGAAUAAGCCUUCAGCAGAGUUGUCUAGCAACAGUAACAAUUUAGGAUUUGCGGAGAACAAUCAACAAAUCCAGGUUCUUCCUUCCAUCAAAGCUUCAUCAGUGGUUGUAGGUUCAGCUAACUCACAUCCAGACCGGUGGCAGGGUUGCAUAUCUAAAGCUAGUGACCAAACACCGGAGCCAAUCAAAGUGCAGAAACCUUCAGGAACAGCUAAGUGGGGAAUUCAAGCUGGGACUAAAACCUCAUUAGUUUCUAGCUCUGCUUCACCCAAAUUAGUUUCUACUUCUUCCAGCUUCGGGUUUGAUAGGAACAUUGAGAUCAUUGAGAAAAAACAGAGCCAACCAAGCACAGAAGAACAAGGCCUCAGCGACAUCGCAGAUGAGGACCUGGACUCCAUCUUCGCAUCGGAUGACAUCUGGGACGACGGAGCAGAUGACGACUUGUUCUGUGAAGUGUGUGAGAAGGUGGAGGAAUUCACGGCUGAUCCAGACCCUCAUCUGGAGGCAUCUGUUGCAAAGCCCCCUACAAAAAACAGCCCUGCACAGAGCAGGACAUUUGUUUCCUCCAUGGAGACUGGCCAAAACACUACUGCUAACAUGUUCCCCAAACAGGACAGUAUGAUUUCACGGCCAUAUCCACCUAAUAGCUGGAUUAAUAAUAGCAAUGCUGCUGGCAAGCACAACAGUUUUAGUACACAGAAACCUGUUCUUACCGCAGUUAACGCACUUAACUUUAGGAGUAGGCCAGUGGAGAACUCACUGGACAACAGCAUGAACUCUUACACCAGUACAUCAUGUAAAGGGCCUUACAAAUUUACCCAUGUGAAAAACACUUCAAGAGUAUUAGAUGGAGCCUUUAGUGCCAUGCAACAACAGCAGGUCAGCGGGAGAAGUGCAGUAAUGUCCAACCAAUCAGCAGUUUCGGAUGAUCAUCAGUUCAAAAAGCCUUUUAGCGCCUUUAAUGCUGGGCCUGCUAUCACCAAAGAUGUCAGUAAGGCGGUGGCGGGCAGGUGCAGUGAUGCUGAGAUUGAGCGGAAGAGGCAGCAGGCCAUGGAGAGGCGGAGGCUGCGGAUGACAGCCAGUCAGAACCUUCGGGCUCCGAUAUGACAUCACCAUGGAGAGAGUCAACAUGUGGUCAUUUGCAGAACGUCAAGCACCGAGUUGACCUGCUGGGAGACGAAAUAGCAGCACAUAGUCAGUUGUGUUCGGUUGAAUCGAGACCUACAGCUGAAUCCAUUUUCUGCUCCGGACCUUGGAAACUAUGUCUGACAGAAAUCAAGGAAUAUGUGAAAGUUUGCUGUACAGUUGUCUACCUUUUUAUGCAGUUCAUCUCCCCCUGGGUUCUUGGUCAGCUGUGCAGUCUAUACAAAACUUUCCUGCACAGUGUCUAAAUGUAGUUGUAUCCUUGAUGA